AUGUGGAUCAGUACCUCCAAGUCCGAGGCCAUGGUUCUCUGCCGGAAACCGGUGGACUGCCACCUCCGGUACCACUUUGUGAACGAACCAUUGACUUGGCAUGAAGCUCAGUCCUACUGCAGAGAGACAUACACAGACCUGGCCACCACAGAGAGCAUGACAGAAAUCAACCAACUCAUUGACACAGUUUCAUCUUCUGGUCACAACUCUGAGGUGUGGAUCGGUCUGUAUACUGAAAUCGACUGGAGGUGGUCAGAUGGGUUCACAGGGAGCGGGGCUGAGUACAGGAGCUGGAAAUCAGGAAAACCAAAUUUUUAUUCUGCACGAACACAGCUGGAUCCUGAGUACAUUGUUGUGAAUGAAACCAUGACUUGGUCCAGUGCUCAGAAGUACUGCAGGGAGAACUUCAUAGACCUGGCCACUGUGAGGAAUGAGAUCCAGAACCAGCAGCUCCAAAACUUAGUCCAAAGUUAUUCAUGGAUUGGUUUAUUUAGAGAUCCUAAUUUUUACUGGUCUGAUGGGAGCAGCUUCUCUUUCAGCCACUUUGAUUAUGUUCACAACCAAUAUGGCUCCAAGAGAGUCAUAUGCGGA
Messenger RNA from Stegastes partitus (bicolor damselfish), 591 nucleotides. RefSeq names its product C-type lectin lectoxin-Lio2-like. NCBI's taxonomy places the organism in Eukaryota, Metazoa, Chordata, Actinopteri, Pomacentridae. The record is from RefSeq and is a predicted model, not a curated record. The annotation marks the transcript as partial. The transcript has 3 exons.